GACGCGCAGGCGUAUAGCGCGGGCCGGCCUGGUUGCCAUGGGAGCGCAGCUGCGGCCCGGGCCCUGGGCAGAGGCAGCCCGGGCUGCUCCUCCGCUGCCCUCGCCUCAGAGGCCCGGGGUGGGGGCGGCUGGACCGCGGCCCCUCCGAAGGUAGCGGAGGCCGACAUUGCAGCGACCCGCCUGCUCCUCUCCGCGGCGCUCUGUGACCCCGCGCGGCCUCGGCCUUCAGCAGGCACCCGGGGCGGAGGCUCCCCGACACCUGGCCUUGGAGGGAGGCGGCCAGUGCCUGCUCCUGGCCUCCCGGCAGCGCAUCUCAGCCUUAGUGUCCGCAAUCGGGUUCGAGCCCCGCCUUGUCCUCUUCUGCUUGCGUUACUGAACAGGACCAGUUGCCACGAGACUGAAGACUGUAGCUCUGGCUCCGGAACUCUUCCCUGCUCUUCUGAACAGCACUUCUGUGCAGAAUGCCCCACAAGAUUGGAUUUGUGGUGGUCAGCUCCUCUGGACAUGAAGAUGGUUUCAGUGCCCGGGAACUGAUGAUCCACGCACCGACUGUCAGUGGGUGGAGGUCACCAAAAUUCUGCCAGUUUCCACAAGAAAUCGUUCUCCAGAUGGUAGAGAGGUGUCGAAUAAGAAAACUGCAGUUACUUGCUCACCAGUACAUGAUCUCCAGUAAAGUCGAGUUCUACAUCAGCGAGAGCUUGCCUGAGUACUUGGUGCCAUACCAAGCAGAGCGGUUCCGCAGACUGGGCUAUGUUUCCCUCUGUGACAAUGAAAAGACAGGCUGCAAAGCCCGGGAACUCAAGUCUGUUUAUGUGGAUGCUGUGGGGCAGUUUCUUAAACUGAUCUUUCACCAGAACCACGCCAACAAGUACAACAUAUAUAAUCAGGUGGCUUUGGUUGCAAUAAAUAUCAUUGGAGACCCCGCAGAUCUGGGUGAUGAGAACAAUAUUGACUCUAGGGAGAAGCUGAUCGACCACUACCUGGGCCACAGUCCCCACAAUCCUGAGGACCCAGCCCUAGAUGGAACUUUUGCUGGGAGAUCUGACUACAUCUCUCCGCUUGAUGACUUGGCGUUUGACAUGUAUCAAGACCCCGAGGUUGCCCAGAUCAUCCGCAGGCUGGACGAGAGAAAACGGGAGGCUGUCAGGAAGGAGCGCUACGACCACGCAAAGAGACUGAAGCAGGCGAUCGCUGACUUGCAGAAGGUCGGUGAGCGCCUAGGGCGCUAUGAGGUGGAGAAGCGCUGUGCGGUGGAGAAGGAAGACUACGAUCUGGCCAAGGAGAAGAAACAGCAGAUGGCUCGAUACCGUGCCCAGGUGUACGAACAGCUGGAACUGCAUGGCCUUCUGCAGGGCGAGCCAGAGACGCAGAGGCCGUUCGCCUUGCCCCUCCAGCCCCUUGCAUCUCCCAGCAGUCCCCAGCACUGGAAGGCCGUGUCCUCACUCCCUCGCACAGAAGAGCUGGUUGUUGAAGACACGUUUACUGGCCCCGUUCUCCAGGAGAAGCCCUUGGCAUCUUCUCCUCGGCAUUCAGCAGCAGAUCAGUCCCCACCUGCUGCAGGCCCCGCCCUAAGGAGCCAUGAAGUCCUGCCCUAUGACGAACGGCCUCUUCCUGUUACUCGAAAGCAGUUGGGGGAAGCAUCUGCAGAGCCAGAAGUGAGAGAGACAGACAGCGAUGUCCGGAGACGGGGUGUCUCGGGGGAACCAGAGCCCUUGACAGAGAAGGCCUUGAGAGAAGCCAGCUCUGCCAUCGACAUCUUAGGCGAAGCCUUGGUGGCUGGGGCCUACUCUAAGACGUGGUCCUGCCGGGAAGAUGCAUUGCUGGCAUUGUACAAGAGGCUGAUGGAGAUGCCUGUUGGAACCCAGAAGGAAGACUUGAAAAACAUGCUCAGAGCAUCUGUCUUUCUCAUCCGAAGAGCCAUAAAGGACAUUGUGACCUCAGUUUUUCAGGCUUCAUUGAAAUUGCUGAAAAUGAUAAUUACACAGUUUAUCCCCAAGCACAAGCUGGGCAAACCUGACACGACGCACUGUGUGGAGAGAGCUGUCCCCCUUCUACUUGCCAGAACUGGAGACUCCUCUGCCCGCCUCCGUGUGAUGGCUGUGAAUUUUAUCCAGGAAAUGGCCUUGUUUAAGGAGGUGAAGUCUCUCCAGCUCAUCCCAGCCUACUUGGUGCAGCCGCUGAAGGCAAAUGCUUCCGCUCAUCUGGCCAUGAGCCAGGUGGACCUCCUGGCCCGGCUGCUGAGAGACCUGGGCACCGAGAGCUCGGGCUUCACUGUGGACAAUGUGAUGAAGUUUGCGGUGAGCGCCCUAGAGCAUAGGGUGUAUGAAGUGCGAGAGACUGCAGUCAGAAUCAUCCUGGACAUGUACAGGCAGCACCCAGCCCUCACCCUGGAGCACCUUCCUCCAGACGACAGCUCCACGCGCAGGAACCUUCUCUACAAAGCCAUUUUUGAGGGGUUUGCUAAGAUAGACGGCAGGCCAACCGAGGCUGAGGUGAGGACCCAGAAAAGAGUAGCCACAAAAGAAACAGAAAAGCAAAAGAAAGAAGAGAUGAAGGCUCUGCAGGGUCAGUCAGCAGAACUGAGAGAGACCCAGGCUGGAGUCCAGGAGAAGGAAAGCGAGGCUGUGAAGCUCAAGAGUCAAGACUCUCAUGGAAGAAAAGCCGCCCCACCCGACACUCCAGAAAUCCCAGAUAACCACUAUUUGGAUAAUCUGUGUAUCUUUUGUGGGGAGAGGAAUGAGUCCUUCACAGAAGAGGGCCUGGACCUCCACUACUGGAAGCACUGCCUCAUGCUGACCAGAUGCGACCACUGCAGGCAGGUGGUUGAGAUAUCCAGCCUGACAGAACACCUGCUGACAGAAUGUGACAAAAGGGACGCAUUUGGGAAGUGUUCCCGCUGCAGCGAGGCUGUCCCCAAGGAGGAGCUUCCUGGGCACAUCAAAACUAAGGAGUGCAACCCUGCCAAAGCGGAGAAGGUGGCAAACCGCUGUCCCCUGUGUCAUGAGAACUUUGCUCCUGGAGAAGAGGCGUGGAAGGUUCAUCUGAUGGGCCCUGCUGGCUGCACAAUGAACCUGCGCAAGACACAUGUUCUCUACAAGGCUGCAGCCCCACAGCAAGGGAAAGGCCCAGCAGCAGCAAAGUCCAGCACCUCAGCACCCAAGGCGGGAAGCAAGAUCCCCACCCCAAAGGGAGGCCUUAGUAAGAGCUCCAGCAGGACGCACACGAGGCGGUGACAGCUUUCAGUUCCGUCUCUGACAGGCUGUGCAAGGUCCCCGUUCUAAGCCAUGUGUGUUGGCAUGGGGAUGCAGGGCUCUGUGCCCACUGUCCCUUGGCCUCUUGUGUCCCAGUGUCUACUCUCACAGGAACAGUACAUGAUAUGACCAAAGAGCCCUUUCCAAUGUGGCCACAGUUCUGGGCCUAUGUCAGUGCUCAGGACACCGAGCACAGCACCCACUCCCCUUACUGUCAGUGCGCAGGACACUGAGCACAGCACCCACUCCCCUUACUGUCAGUGCUCAGGACACCGAGCACAGCACCCACUCCCCUUACUGUCAGUGCUCAGGACACCGAGCACAGCACCCACUCCCCUUACUGUCAGUGCUCAGGACACCGAGCACAGCAACCACUCCCCUUACUGUCAGUGUUCAGGACACCGAGCACAGCACCCACUCCCCUCACUUCUGAGAAGAGACACCCCAAACGUGGAGCUCACUGGAGUCUCGCACACAUCAGGCUUUGCCCAGGUCUGAGCUCAGCUCUGGUGGCCUUAGAAGACUGCAGCAACCCAUGCUGAGCCUGCCGUGCUCUCUCUCGUGGUCCUGUCGGCCAGGUUGUCACACCAUAUAUAGCAACAAGCAAUAAAGGAAAUCAAGCAAAAGACAGCCAUUCUAAGAGCAGGCCCCUCCCUUGUACACUGCCCAGUGCUCCCCGUGUGCACCUGUCCCUGUGGUCCACUGACAGCCCUGCCUAGAUGCCUUCCCUCCGUGGGUGCAGACUCUGCUGCAGAGUCCUGAAUGAAUGGAUUCUGAAUGUUCCCUGGUCACUUUAUGCACACCUGACCACAGCCCACAUGCAGACUUCAGUUUUCCUUAUGACAAAAUGAGCACCUUCCACAUUUGCCUAGCCCACAAAGACAAGUCGCAUGCACCUUGCUGGCCCCGCGCCUCCGAGUCACUUCUGUCACAUUCCGUGAUGUAACUGAAUCCACGUUCCCAAGUCCUUCAUAGUGCCCACUGAACAGUGACACAGAGCUUAGGACAUAGCCGUCAGCAGCUCACUCUCCUUGUCCUUGUCCCUCCUGUCACUGAAGGAUGGGCCCUCUCAGGGCCUGCACUGUUUCCUGAGGUUUUCCUGGUGUCCCUUUGAAAUGUCUAGGAUUGAGGAAAUAAGUAGUAUAAAAUCAUAUUCUUUAAAACUCCUAACCAUGUGAAAAAAGUCCAUAAAAAUGUGCAUGUGCCGAGCAGCACGCACCCUGGGAUCCUGUCAGGCAUUUAGCGAGGCGAGAGAGCGGGCCAUGACUAAGAAAGCAGAGCAGGGCGCCGGGGGAUGAUAAGGCGGUCCUUCAGCUCAGAGGUGCCGGUGGCGUCUCCUGCCCACUUUAGAGUCCAGACGAUGAUGGAAAGUCGGCCUCAGAGCAGAACAGGUAGUCACCUGUAAUGGCAUCUAUCUGUUGUAACCUUGAGGCACUGUAAAAACCCUUCACGUUUAGUCCAGUUGGUGGCUCACACCAACUGUCACUGUGCUCCUGUCACUUGGGAGGCUGAAGUUAGAAGCAUGUCACAGGUUCAAAGCCUGAGCUACAGAGUGAGACUCUGACUCAAAAUUAAAACAGGACAAAAAAGAAA
Apodemus sylvaticus (European woodmouse) is the source of this 4844-nucleotide messenger RNA. It is a transcript of the gene Cep104, whose product is annotated as centrosomal protein 104. Lineage: Eukaryota; Metazoa; Chordata; Mammalia; Rodentia; Muridae. The transcript has 22 exons. The record is from RefSeq and is a predicted model, not a curated record. Gene Ontology annotation, cellular component: cilium. The coding region runs from base 462 to 3233 and encodes 923 amino acids.